AUGGCCCAAGAACACGUUCAUUCUUCAGCCGUAGAGAGACUUUGGAAUUGCGAGGUACCAUUACGAGCUCAAUAUAUACGAGUGUUAUUCCGUGAAAUCACUCAAAUUUCAAGUCAUUCACUUGCUUUAACUACUCAUGCUAUGGAUGUAGGAGCAUCAACUUCGUUCUUGUGGGCUUUUGAGGAGCGGGAGAAAUUGUUGGAAUUCUAUGAAAGAGUCUCGGGAGCCAGGAUGCAUGCCAGUUUCAUAUCACUAGGUGCAGUGGCACAAGAUCUGCCUCUUGGCUUAUGUCGAGAUAUUGAUUCCUCCACACAACAAUUUACUUCUCAUAUCGACGAAUUAGAAGAGAUGUCAACCGAUAACCGUAUCUAG
Molecule: messenger RNA, 372 nt
Organism: Ziziphus jujuba (common jujube)
Lineage: Eukaryota; Viridiplantae; Streptophyta; Magnoliopsida; Rosales; Rhamnaceae
Product: NADH dehydrogenase [ubiquinone] iron-sulfur protein 2-like
Exons: 1
Coding region: 1-372 (123 amino acids)
Biological process (GO): mitochondrial electron transport, NADH to ubiquinone
Molecular function (GO): NADH dehydrogenase (ubiquinone) activity; quinone binding; NAD binding
Source: RefSeq, a predicted model, not a curated record